Ceratosolen solmsi marchali is the source of this 708-nucleotide messenger RNA. RefSeq names its product RNA-binding motif protein, X-linked 2. Lineage: Eukaryota; Metazoa; Arthropoda; Insecta; Hymenoptera; Agaonidae. Gene Ontology annotation, cellular component: catalytic step 2 spliceosome; U2 snRNP; precatalytic spliceosome. The record is from RefSeq and is a predicted model, not a curated record. The coding region runs from base 85 to 501 and encodes 138 amino acids. Gene Ontology annotation, molecular function: RNA binding. The transcript has 6 exons. Gene Ontology annotation, biological process: mRNA splicing, via spliceosome.
AGCAUUUAAAAUUUUUACUUCAUAAAGAAUUAUUAUGUAUAGACAUAUUGAGUAUGGUAGUCAUAUAAGUUCAUAAAUAUAAUCAUGAAUCCUAUGACAAAUGUUAAGAAUAUCGCUAAAUUAGGCCAACAGGAACUAGGUUCUGAUAAAAAAUCGUCGUGGCACGAUGAUUAUAAAGAAAGUGCUUGGAUUUUCAUAGGUGGUUUACCGUAUGACUUGACAGAAGGCGAUGUCAUUGCAAUAUUUUCACAAUAUGGAGAAGUAGUCAAUAUUAAUUUAGUUAGAGACAAGGAUACAGGGAAACAGAAGGGAUAUGGCUUUUUAUGUUACGAAGAUCAACGUAGUACAAUUCUUGCGGUGGAUAAUUUAAAUGGCAUUAAGAUUUUAGGUAGAACCAUUAGAGUCGAUCAUGUUAAAGACUAUAAAGCUCCAAAAAUUUCAAAGCAUAUCGAUAAUGAAACAAAACAAUUAAGGCUAGAAGGAUGUGCACCAAAAAUCUAAUUAAUUGUAUGAAUAAUAUAAGAAGCGGUAUAAAACGAUUAAAAAUGUAACAUAUUUAAUAAAAAUUGUGCGUAUUUAAAUUCUACCCUUUGGGACAGAAAACUUGGAUGCAACCUAUGCAAGGGAUACAUUUAAGUACAAGAAAGCAGGUAAAAUUAUUAUUGUUAUAUGUUUGUUUGAAAUUAACGUGCUUUGGUAAUGACAAAA